AUGUUUGGUAAAGAUACUCAGAUUUCAUGGCAGUUCAGUGGCAUCGGGAAGCUACGUGUAACAUGGUUCUUCAAUGAUCAACCACUUCCAACUGACAAUCGCUUGCAAGUAACGGAGACUGAUGAUGGAACAUCGAUACUAACAAUUCGUCAAGUUGAACUUGGCGAUCAAGGUGUCUAUACUACUAGAGCAACCAAUGCUUUUGGUGUAGUUGAAGCUCAGACAACAUUAAAGAUUGAUUGCAUCAAACCUGUCAUCAACGCUAAUCUCAAUAGUGCACUGGAAGUCACAAAAGGUGAAACCAUGGCACUAAAAAUCGUCGCCAGUGGAACACCAAAGCCUGACAUUGUCUGGAUGAAAGACGACAAUGAACUUACACCAAAUGAUCGCAUUCAAGUGACAAUACCGAAUGGUAACGAUGACAAAUACACAAUGGCUAUCUUGAAUGCACAACCAGGAGAUCAAGGUGAAUAUUCAGCCAAGAUUUCCAAUGUUGGUGGAUCACUUCAAUCCAAUAAGUGCAAAGUCACUGUUUCGAAAUCACCAGUGUUUAUUGUCAAGCUGACAACACAAAAAGUGAAGCAAGGUACAACAGCAGUAUUCGUGACGAAGAUUGAUGGAUACCCAACACCGACUAUAACAUGGCUUCUUAAUGGAAAACCAUUGACAACGAAAGAAGGUGUUCACGUGCAGUUCGAUGCUACCACUGAUGAAGCCAAGUUGUCCAUUCCGAACAUCGAUCUACAACAACACGCAGGUUCGAUUACAUGUCGUCUCGAGAAUCCAUAUGGCUGUCAAGAAGAAACUGUUCAACUUGCUGUUCUUGCUGCACCAAUAAUCACCACACAGUUGCCCAAAGAACAAGAAAUUAUGAGCGGACUAGGUGUCACAUUGAAAGUGGUUGUUCGAGGAUCACCACAACCGUCUGCUCAAUGGUUCUUUAAUGAUAAAUCCAUUGCACCAGAGAAUACAUUAGUAGACGAAGCGAAGAAUGAAUACCGGCUGUUGAUCAAACAGGCAACAGUGGCACAGUGCGAAGGAACCUAUCAAGUCGUAGUGAAGAACGAAGUUGAUGAAGUACAGUCGACUCCAUGUGCACUUACAGUACUGGAGUCAGUGAAAUUGUCAAAAGUGAGACCAACAUCGGAUGUAGUCGGCUUGAAAAUUGGUGAAACAUUCGAAAUUACCGUGGAUGUGAGUGGUAAGGAAACACCGACAGUUCAGCUGACAAAAGAUGGAGAAACAGUGCAGUUUACAAGUGUAAAACAAGCGCGAUACACAUUCUCAGUGCCUAGUGUAAAGCUAGAACAUGAAGGCGUGUAUACAGUGAUUGGAAAGAAUAAAACGUCAACUAAAUGGAUGAAUGUCACCCUCAAUGUUACUGGUGCUCCGACAAUGACUGGUGCUGGCAUAACAGAAGCAAACAAAGCGACACACGUCAGUCAGGUUCAAAACGAUCGAGCUGCAGCAGCCGCCAGCGCCGUAAACACUGAAUUCUUCCCCACCAACAAGAAGGUUAGACGAUAA
Molecule: messenger RNA, 1527 nt
Organism: Rotaria sordida
Lineage: Eukaryota; Metazoa; Rotifera; Eurotatoria; Philodinida; Philodinidae
Source: the annotation of a GenBank genome assembly